Molecule: messenger RNA, 1822 nt
Organism: Durio zibethinus
Lineage: Eukaryota; Viridiplantae; Streptophyta; Magnoliopsida; Malvales; Malvaceae
Product: putative pyridoxal 5'-phosphate synthase subunit PDX2
Biological process (GO): pyridoxal 5'-phosphate biosynthetic process; pyridoxine metabolic process
Cellular component (GO): cytosol; glutaminase complex
Molecular function (GO): glutaminase activity
Source: RefSeq, a predicted model, not a curated record
AGAAAUUGAAUGUGAAAAGCAAAUUUGGAGGUGCAUUUAAAAGUUACCUAAAGUUUUUUAUGUAACGGUGGGCAGUGGGGGGCUGCUGUGGAAUACGACAAAACAGCAAUAGCCUCCGAUUUUUUGUACUUUCAAUUAUCCUUCGAUUGGUUCACAUUUCGGCUGCUGAAAAAAAAAAAGAAAAACCGUAGGGAAAGAAGAGAGAGUUCCGUUGCUCGACGUCUCUCUGUCUCUCGUCGAGUGAAAUAACUAAGCAUGGCCGUCGUCGGAGUAUUAGCUUUACAGGGGUCUUUCAACGAACACAUAGCAGCGUUAAGGAGGCUAGGAGUGAAAGGAGUGGAGAUAAGGAAGCCAGAACAGCUUCAAAGUAUCAGCUCGCUUAUCAUUCCUGGUGGAGAAAGCACCACCAUGGCUAAGCUUGCGGAGUUUCACAAUCUUUUUCCAUCUCUGCGUGAGUUUGUGCAAAUGGGGAGGCCAGUUUGGGGUACUUGUGCAGGUCUUAUAUUUUUGGCAAACAAAGCUGUUGGACAGAAAGAAGGAGGACAGGAAUUAGUUGGGGGCCUGGAUUGCACUGUCCAUAGAAACUACUUUGGCAGUCAGAUCCAAAGCUUUGAGGCCGAGCUUUUAGUACCUGAACUUGCAUCCAAAGAAGGUGGCCCUGAUACAUUUCGCGGUGUUUUCAUCCGUGCUCCUGCAAUCCUCGAAGUGGGGCCAGAAGUUGAAGUGCUGGCUGAUUAUCCUAUUCCAUCAAAACAAGUGCUAUACUCGAGUUCAGCUGUUGAAAUCCAAGAGGAGUAUGCUGUGCCUGAAAAGAAAGUGAUAGUUGCUGUAAAGCAAGGAAACUUGCUAGGGACUGCUUUCCACCCUGAGUUGACUGCAGACACUAGAUGGCAUAGUUACUUUUUAAAGAUGGCAAGCGAAGCUGGAGAGGAAACAUCGAAUACAAUUGUUGCAGUCAGCAGAGUGAGUCCAAGUUCUGACCAACAAACAAGAUAUGAUCUACCUAUAUUUCAAUAAUCAAUUUCGGCAAUGAUAUUAUGUGUCUUUUCAGUUUUGUUUUCUUUCUAUUACUUCCUGUUCUGUUUUCUCCUCAUUGCUUAAUAAUGUCUCCGCGAUUGUGAAUGUUUAAUAUCUUUCAAAAGGUUGGUCUCUAUUUGAUUUAGGUGAAAUUUAGUUUCGAGACAGAUAAAAAUGUUUGGUCCUAUAUGGUAAAUAUAAUUUAUACUUUUCAUCUGUUUCUUGAACUAAUAUGUAGCUUUAUUUAGGCUCUGAUUAAUCGAUGCUCUUGCUAUUUGCUCAAGUGACACACCCUCUUUGCACCUUUUACUAUCAUUAUAAGAAGUCAUAGGGAAAAUACAUUACUUUCCCUAAAACACUAUAUCAGCGAGAUUGUUUACUGUAGUGAUAAAAUUAAAAUCAGUAAGUGGGAAUAUGUGUAUGAACGCAAACACAUUGGUAGUGGUGAGAUUGAGUAUCAAAGUUGACCGUCUGAUCAACACCAAUCCAUUGACAUAAUUGAAAAUUUUCUUUUAUUUCAAUUUUACACUAAUAAGACAUUCGACCAUCCCUAGGAUUCAAUGAACCAUUGAAUCCUUUAUCAUGACUGAAGGAACUGUACAGUUGAAAAUUCUCAACCUAUCCAAAUACAUCCCACAAUACUGUUAAGGGAAAAAAAUGCACCCUAAAGCUUCUUGCUGAUGUUUCAAAGCCCACAUUUUCAACCCUUUAUUGUUGGUCCUGUUUUUGAUAACCAUGGCAAACUCAGCACAAGAUUUUUUACAAUGAAAAAGACUGGGAUUGCCUACACCUGAUCCAUAACCAG